This is a messenger RNA of Lucilia cuprina (Australian sheep blowfly), 1317 nucleotides long. RefSeq names its product regucalcin-like. The transcript has 4 exons. NCBI's taxonomy places the organism in Eukaryota, Metazoa, Arthropoda, Insecta, Diptera, Calliphoridae. The record is from RefSeq and is a predicted model, not a curated record. Gene Ontology annotation, biological process: L-ascorbic acid biosynthetic process. The coding region runs from base 263 to 1189 and encodes 308 amino acids. Gene Ontology annotation, molecular function: calcium ion binding; gluconolactonase activity.
AAAUUAUAUAUGUUCUAAUAAACAAUAAUGUACGAUUUGUUACUUCUUAAUACAACCCCUACUGUUGUCAUUGUUUUAGUACCAUCACCAACAAAUUUGUUUUGCUAGUUUAGUGUAUUCUUUGGCUUUUAUUGCUUCGUUGUUGUGUUAUUUUUUAUAUUUUACGAGUUUUAAGUUCAAUUUAUAUAAAACUUUCUUUUUAUAUAUAAAACAAAGUUGUUUUUAAAGUGAAAAUCGUAUUACUUUUGUUUUAUUUAUAAAGAUGUCCUAUAAAGUUGAAGAAAUUCAAGGAUCUUUAGCCGAUAUGGGCGAAGGUCCACACUGGGAUGUUGCCAGCCAAAAUUUAUACUAUGUCGAUAUUAAUGCUGGUAAAAUUUUACGCUACAGCUAUAAAGAGAAUAAGGUUUAUAAAGCUAAAGUAGAAGGAGAAGAAUAUGCUAGUUAUAUUAUACCAGUCGACGGUACCACCGAUCAAUUUGCUGUGGGUUGUGGACGUCGUUGUCUAGUUGUUCGUUGGGAUGGAGUUUCUCCAACAGCAAAACCUAUUUCUACUCUGUUCGAGGUACAAAUGGGUAAUGAUCGUAAUGAGUUUAUUCGUUUGAAUGAUGGUAAAUGUGAUUCAAAAGGACGUUUAUUUGCUGGUACCAUGCGUCAUGUGGGUGAUUUAUAUGAACAUCGUUGGGGUGAAUUGUAUAAAUAUGAAAAGGGAGGUAAAAUCGAUAUAAUUAAAACUGACGUGGGUAUUUCGAAUGGUUUGACUUGGGAUGAUAAACUAAAGAAAUUCUAUUUUGCUGAUACCGCCGAUUUUGAGGUUAAGGAAUAUGAUUAUGAUGUAAACACAGGACAAAUUGAUAUUAAUAAACCUAAAAUUACUUUGGACUUUCGUAAAAAUACCACCAAAGAUCAUUUACUACCCGAUGGCAUGACCAUUGAUACCGAGGGCAAUAUUUAUGUGGCCACUUUUAAUGGUUAUACGGUUUAUAAAAUCAAUCCUAAUACGGGAAAAAUUUUAUUGGAAAUUAAAAUACCUUGCUUGCAUGUUACUUCUGUGGCUUUUGGUGGUCCGAAUUUGGAUAUUUUAUUUGUAACCACCGCUAAUGAAGAUGAUCUUCCUCCUCCCUGUGGUUCGGUUUUUAAAGUUACCGGCUUGGGUGCUAAAGGUUAUCCAAUGACAAAUGUUAAAAUUUAAUUUAAAAUGUUAAAGAUUUCUAUAUAAUCAAGUAUUAUUGAAUUAGAUAGUUUGAUUAGAAAAUGUUUAAAUAGAAAAUUGUAAAAUAAAUUUUAAUAAAUUGGAAAUAUUAUUCUAAUCCCUUGGAU